AACCAACCAAUUUGCACUCUACCCAAAUCACUUCUAUACUUCCCCAUAAUGUUCACCUUGACUGUUCCCGAGGGCUACGGCGCCGUCAUCGCCGUCGCGCUGGGCGCCAUCCCCGUGCUGGGGUUCGUCCACGGCAUCGUAACGGGCAGCACCCGAAAGAAGGCCCAAAUCCCCUAUCCCCACACCUACGCGACCGUCGAGCAAUGCAAGGCUGAUCCCAAAGCCGAGCAAUUCAACUGCGCCCAGCGCGCGCACGCCAAUUUCCUGGAGAACUCCUCCCAGACCAUGCUCUUCACGUUGGUGGCCGGGCUGAAGUACCCGCAGCUGGCGGCGGGCCUGGGCGCGGCGUGGGUGGUCUUGCGGGCGCUGUUCCUGCACGGAUACGUGUACUCGGGCAAGUCGGAGGGUAAGGGUCGGUACCGGGGGGGCCUGUUCUGGUUGGUGCAGGGGGCGUUGUGGUGGUUGACAGUUUUUGGCGUCGCGAAGGAGUUGUUCUAGACGGGUGCGCGGGUUGUCUUCUGGAUGGAGUCGGUGAGGUUAGGGGAGGGGGAUGAGGAUGGGUUGAUCGUCCUGUGUACUAGUAUACUAGGUAGUUAAUAUUCGCGAGGGAAUCUGUUAGGUUUGUA
Molecule: messenger RNA, 626 nt
Organism: Aspergillus japonicus CBS 114.51
Lineage: Eukaryota; Fungi; Ascomycota; Eurotiomycetes; Eurotiales; Aspergillaceae
Product: MAPEG family protein
Exons: 3
Coding region: 49-498 (149 amino acids)
Cellular component (GO): nuclear envelope; membrane; endoplasmic reticulum
Molecular function (GO): glutathione transferase activity; glutathione peroxidase activity
Source: RefSeq, a predicted model, not a curated record